AUGCGCCUCCCUCUCGACGCACUCCUCCUGUCCCGCGCCGCCUCAGGCGUGGUGAACCAGACGACGCUCACCAUACCUUCAAGAGAGCCGCCCUACGCCCAGACCCUCGACCCGCAGCUCGCAUCCUUCUCGAUCGAGAUGGACCGCUGGACCGACUGGGCCGGCCCCACUGUCGGCUCGCCCAACGAGUUCGUCAACACCGCCCUCGGCCAGCUCUCGGCGCGUACCGGCAAGCCGGUCUACUUCCGCGUCGGCGCGAAUAGCGAGGACCGCGCCACGCUCGAUCUGAGCGUGGCGGUGAUGAACGCCACUUUCCCACCCCCAACGCCCGACACGCCCGCUCCCGAGGCCAACGCAAUCAAGAUCGGGCGCGACUUCUACGCCCUCUCGGCCAACCUCCCCAAGAGCACCGACUUCCAUUGGGGCGUCAACCUCAAGAUUCUGAACGAUAACGAGACCGCGUCCCAGCUUUCCCAUCUCGCAGAGAGCUUUAAGCGCCCCGAGCUCGCCCACGCCAACCUCCGUGCGGUGGAGAUCGGCAACGAGGCCGACUUUUAUGCCGGACACACGCCGGGCGUCUCCAACCCUGGGUGGGAGGCGUGGAACGCCGCAAACUAUACUGCUACAUGGGUGCGCAACGCCAAGGCCGCUCUUAAGAUCUUGGACUUUAAGCAUACGACCCUCAGCCCUGGCUCAUUCGCAAACUUCCUCCCGUUCUCAGGGAUGGGUUGGGGAGCUCCGGCGUGUUACCAGGCCGGGCUGCUCGAUGAUGAGGACGUGCGCGCAGCGACCCGCCAGUUCUCAAUGCACACGUACUCUGGUGCAUUCUCCGAGGGUAUCCCCGUGCACGUGGGCAGCUUGAUGAGCAAGGCCAAUGUGCGCGGCAACCUGACCAUCAAGUUGGGAGACAUUGUUUCCACCCACGCCGAGGGGCGCGAGUACACACUCUCCGAGGGCAACUCGUACGGCAACCACGGUAUCCCCGGCCUCAGCAACGGCGGCGAGCAGACUAUUUGGGGUGUCGACCACAUGCUCCAGCUCGCAUCGCUUGGCAUCAAGCGCAUGCACUUCCACAACGGCCGCGGGUUCAUGUACAAUGUCCUCCAGCCUAUUGGGCUCGCGGGUACUGGCGUCGACGACGGUACUGGGCUCGAGGGACCGCACGUGAGCGCACUCUACCACUCGUUCCUCGUCGUGGCGGAGGCGACUGGCAAGGGCCAGUCCAAGGUCGUCGAGAUCCCCACUAGCAUCGACACCCUCGCCGCGUACGGCUUGUACCAAGGUGGCUCGCUCGCUAGGCUCGUCCUCAUCAACUCGGCCGUGUUUUUCGAGGGCGGUGAGCGCUCCACGAUCAGCGUCAAGUUGGACGGCCUGCGCGGCAAGGCGCGCCGCUUCCAUUCGCCUUACACCAAUGCCACCAAGGGCUUUACUUGGGCUGGGCAGAGCUUCGAGACGCCCACGAGCGAGCCGACUGGCAAUGUCGUCGAGGAGGCUGUGGAUGGUGUGGUCGACCUUGAGGCGACCUCGGUGGUCCUCGUGCAUCUCGAGUAA
Messenger RNA from Cutaneotrichosporon cavernicola, 1551 nucleotides. RefSeq lists its product as uncharacterized. The coding region runs from base 1 to 1551 and encodes 516 amino acids. The record is from RefSeq and is a predicted model, not a curated record. The transcript has a single exon. Lineage: Eukaryota; Fungi; Basidiomycota; Tremellomycetes; Trichosporonales; Trichosporonaceae.